CGUAAGUAAGCACGCGCAGGUGAUUCAGGCGUGUGAGUUAUCAAAACUGAUCAAAACGGUAGUAGCGUGGUGAAGAACUCGAUCAAAUGGAGUUGUUUUUGUGUGUUUAAUGCGUAGUGUCAAUUAACGAUAUAGUUUUUACCGGAGUGACUUACCAUUGACGUGCGAAAUAUUAUCGUCGUUAGUCGACCUUUCAUUAUUCCGGUACAACAGGAAAUAUGAUAAUUGCCCCUAUAGUUGAUUAGCUGCUGGCGUUGAUAAUAACAUGCUGCUAAUAUAUGAUAAGCCUGUACCGUGUACGUCUGCACACCAUUUGGAAUUAAUAACGGCGGAACGAUCCUUGAACAGUCCGCGGUCGGUGUUUGGCAGCGAACCGAUUCAGAAGGUGACAGAUGUUUCGUAAAGUAACCUGAAAUAUUUCCUGGUAUCGUUUGAUCGUUCGACAUUCACAUCGUCGGGUACGAGUAAACAGUUACAAUGCCGUUAAUCUUGUAUGUGGGACUAUAUUUGUUACUUUUUGGUAGUUGCAUCGGUGAUUUCUCUGACUGGGAAACUAAAUGGCAAAUAUUAUGCCCUGGUUUAUAUCCCACAGUGUACACAAGUUACACACCUCGAGGAAAUUUGUCCAGUGGAAUAUAUGCUAGUCAGCCACACUUGAAUGGUCUUCAGCAUUGCAUUGCUGCCUGUUGCACUAAACCUAAGUGCAAUGUGGCCCUUAUGCAUAAUAGUACUUGUUACCAUCUGCAAUGUGAAAAUUCCAAGAUAUGUUUACCUUUAUAUAGAGGCGAUUUAGCUAGUGAAAGUCCACCAAGUAUGGUCUUAGUUAAGCCUGUAGAGGAAGAUGAAAUGUGGAGUGAUUUAUUGAAACAUAUGGACGAAGAUACUGGUCCUCCUCUUAUGGAUGGUGCAGACAGAUAUCAUAUUCUUUUUGGUGGGUCCAAUGGUAUGAGUUGUAUCACUCAAGCAACUUGUUUGGAGAAUGAAAUAUGUGUUAAAGAUCCAGAAAAACCCGAUGUUGGCAUAUGUCAAUGUUCCAUUGGCUUUAAACACAAUAUGGAAGGAAUGUGCGUUGCGGAUGAAGAAAUGGAACUCAGUGUAACACCGCAGAUAAAACCACAGAUUCUGAAAGACUCCGGGACAUCAAUGACUCCACCGGUGAAACGUUUGUUAGUUUCGGCUGUUUCAAAGGAAGUUCGUUUACCAGAAAAUGAAGUAACAUUGUCUGCAUACACUGUACCUGCAGAGCAGGAGAAUGAGCAUUAUAACUAUGCCUGGAGCCUUUUAAGUCAGCCAGAAAGUCACACAGGCAUUAUGACUGAUCAGAAUCGUAUGACUGUUAAAUUGAGUAACUUGUCCGAGGGUUUAUAUACAUUUAAGGUGACAGUAAAUAGUCCCAAUGCUUAUGGCGAAGCGUACGCAAACGUCAGCGUUCUACCACCCAAGAGAAUAAAUCAAGCACCAAUAGCUAUAAUUUCACCUGCUUCACAAGUCGUAAAACUACCGAAUACUGGAGCUGUGUUAGACGGGUCAUCGAGCAAAGAUGACGACCGGGUCAUUUCUUAUCACUGGGAAUUGCAACAAGGACCUAUUGGUUAUCAACCUAAUCUAGUCGAUACACCCACGUUGCAAUUAGAUAAUCUAAUUCCUGGCAAUUAUACGUUUAAGUUGACUGUAGAAGAUUCUGAUCACAUUACCAAUUCUACUAGCGCUAACAUAACUGUAUUGAAAGUAACCGAUUAUCCACCUAGUGCAAACGCGGGACAAGAUAUAAUUAUAUACUUACCUCAGAAUACACUUACUCUUAAUGGUAACUUAAGCACAGACGAUCACGGAAUAGCGAGCUGGGAGUGGACAAAAAGUCCCUCUGAUCAAAACAAAGCGGUGGAUAUGCAAAACACAAGGACUCCGUACUUACAACUGUCCAAUUUAGAGGAGGGAAUGUAUACGUUUGUGCUAAAAGUAACAGACGAUUCCGAGCAGUCUUCAACAGCUGAGGUUCACGUGUUUGUGAAACCACCAACGAAUAAACCACCCAAGGCUGACGCAGGCGAAGAUAUAACGAUAGCUCUGCCUGAAACAAAAACUCUACUAGAUGGUCACAAAAGUAAAGAUGAUAUUAAAAUUGUCUCAUAUCAUUGGGAACAAGUCAGUGGGCCCAGCAAUGCAGAAUUCUCUGCAGUUAACGAAUCAAUUACCAAUGUAACAAAAUUAACCAAGGGUGACUAUGAGUUUAAGUUAACUGUAAUCGAUGAUAACGGAAAUAAAGAUUCUGAUACCGUGAAUGUAAAAGUUACACAAAAUAAAAAUGCGCCUCCUAAAGCAAACGCGGGAGGUGAUCAGAUUGUAAACGCGCCCAUCGGUGCAUUGAUCAUUAAUGGAUCUCAAUCAACUGAUGACUUGAGAAUUAAAGAUUGGAUAUGGUCAAGAGAUUCCUCUAGUCUUGCUAUUGGUACUAUAAUUCAAGAUACAGAUAAGUCACCGGUUUUAAUGCUAACUGAUAUCGUCCCAGGUAGAUACGUUUUUAAAUUGAAAGUGGUGGAUGACCAAGGUCUCAGUAGCGAAGACACUGUGUCGGUUAUAGUAAAACCGGAUCCGCAAUUAUUACACUUGGUUGAACUCACAUUAAAUAUCGGAGCAAACAUGCUCACAGUGUCUCAAAAAGAUUCAUUGGUAGUAAAGUUACAAAUGUUACUGCGAGAUGAAGCAUCAAUUAUUGUACAGAACUUAAGAGCAGAACCUCAUACUGGCAGAGCAGUGCUAGUAUUUUAUGUUGCAAAGAAAGGAGGACAAACUACUAUGCCGGGACCGGAAGUGGUUAAGCGGUUGAAGGAAAAACUAAGACAAGAUUCCGGGCUUCUUCAGUUAUCUGUCGCCAACAUCGACACUGUUCUGUGUCAAAAUAAUUGUUCGGGUCAUGGUGUAUGCAAUCAAGAGACAAGGGCAUGUAUGUGUGAAGCAUUUUGGAUGCAAAAUUUAAUACAGAAAUAUUUUGGUAAUGGUGAUUCCAACUGCGAUUGGAGCAUUCUUUACGUGAUCAUCGCACUGCUAUCUUUGGUUGUAUGUUGGGUCGGUCUACUGUGGGGAUUGGUUUGCCUAUGCCAAAGAAUAUGUACGGGGAAGCGACGUUCGCUUCGUGCUAAGAAAAAACCCCCCCGAUACUCCCUGUUACAACCGGUACCGGAAGACGAUAGCAGCACCUUUUCAACGCAUAAAAUGGUGCUAUCUGAAUCAGACACGGACUCUGACGAUGUUUUAUUCGAACACCGUAAGACGAAAAACAGCCAAGCAAGAAACGGUAAAUCACGAAAUGGUUUUAUUAGCCCUUAGCGGACGACGACUUUUUCG
Messenger RNA from Megalopta genalis, 3345 nucleotides. RefSeq names its product dyslexia-associated protein KIAA0319. Gene Ontology annotation, cellular component: cytoplasmic vesicle; membrane. The record is from RefSeq and is a predicted model, not a curated record. Lineage: Eukaryota; Metazoa; Arthropoda; Insecta; Hymenoptera; Halictidae. Gene Ontology annotation, biological process: neuron migration.